Molecule: messenger RNA, 855 nt
Organism: Peronospora matthiolae
Lineage: Eukaryota; Oomycota; Peronosporomycetes; Peronosporales; Peronosporaceae
Source: the annotation of a GenBank genome assembly
AUGGUCAACAAGCCCAGGCGAUGCGCGAGCAAGGCCGCCGAGAGCGCGUCCGCACGUCUCUGUGCAGCCGCCGAAGCAGAAACAACAGCAACUGAUGUCUCAUCGGUUGCUGAAGCGACUCAGCCUGUGUCACUUGGUGAUGCAGGCGCUGGUCAUGAAGACACUCAUGUCUUCACAGAGUAUGAGCUCGGUGUCUCAUACUCUCCUGAUACGGAAGACGGAUCCGUAUCGACGGCGAUUGAAUCCAAGCCGCCUGCCAAGAGUGGCAUGGAUGAUGCUAUGCGUCGUAGCAUCUUUGGUUCAUCUGAUGAAUCAGAUGAACCAUCGCCGAAGCGAAGGCGCUCGAGGUCGCGAGACUCGGGCGCUAACAGUGGUGUCGGUUCUCCUAUUGACACCACUUCACAGCGAGGUGUCAGUACUUCUGUAGGCACGUCGCAGGAAGAGCGGGACCGCAAUGUCUUGCGUCUCGCUCCAGAAAAGAAGGCAUGGAUGCCUCCAAAAUCCGUCAUGGAUCACUUGUCGGCGACGACGAGUGAUCGUUAUCGAACACGAUUGUUCGAUUCGUCAAGGAUCCAUCACCUUGACCCCAGUGCGAAAAACUACCGCGCUGAACAUGAAUUCUUCAUCGAUGCUUUCUUUAGACAUCGAUGGUACAGUGGGAAUCACAAACGUGAUGGUCCCUCACUACUUCAGGCGUGGAACGCCUACAUCCAUAACCUCGAGGAUGUAGGUCGUGACGCUUGGAACGACAAACUUAUCAAAGCUCGUGAUAAGUUUGAGAAGAGAACCCCGACAGGUGCACGCUACAAGCUGCAUCGUCUGUCUAGGGAGAAAGGAUUGCCCUGCCUCUCGUGA